Pundamilia nyererei is the source of this 1610-nucleotide messenger RNA. RefSeq names its product zinc finger protein 771-like. Gene Ontology annotation, biological process: regulation of transcription by RNA polymerase II. Gene Ontology annotation, molecular function: RNA polymerase II cis-regulatory region sequence-specific DNA binding; DNA-binding transcription factor activity, RNA polymerase II-specific. Gene Ontology annotation, cellular component: chromatin; PcG protein complex; transcription regulator complex. Bases 1 to 1452 code for a protein of 483 amino acids. Lineage: Eukaryota; Metazoa; Chordata; Actinopteri; Cichliformes; Cichlidae. The transcript has 4 exons. The record is from RefSeq and is a predicted model, not a curated record.
AUGACUGAUGCAGCCAAUCAGGAACAAGAAGAGUUUGAAAAAACGAUCGUCCAGUACGAGGAAGAGAUCGACCGUCAGCGCAGACUGCUGGAUAUCACCUGGAAACCCCAAAUCAAGCUGCACAGGACAGACGUCCCACAGCAGCAAGUCUGUGAGGAGGAGGAGGAGGAGGUUCUCCCUGAGCAGCAGCUCUGGAACCAGGAGAGGAGCUCCAGUGUGGAGCAGGAGGAACCAGAAGCUCCACAGAUUAAAGAGGAACAGGAGGAACUGUGCAGCAGUCAGGAGGGAGAGCAGCUGGGACUGAAGGAGGAGACGGAUACCUUCAUGGUGACUGCUGCUGAGGAAGGAGAGCACAGUGAACCAGGAGGAGACGGGGAGCAGCUCCUCUGUCACAGCUCUGCUGGAGCUGAGAGCCAGGAUCAACGAGGAAACAAGGAUGGAGCGUCAGAACUCCCGCAUCACCAGAAUGUCAAGGAGGUUCUCCAAGAGCAGCAGUUCUGUAAUCCAGAGAGGAACCCCAGUCUGGGCCAGGAGGAACCACAAGGACAACUUUUGCUCGAGGACGGGACCAAUACCUUUAUGCUAACAGCUACUUGUGAGGAAAGUGACCACAGCGACUCAGAAACAGAUAGCGAGCAGCUCCUCUCUGACAACUCUCCUGAAACUGAAAGCAGAGAUCAAGAAACGAGCAAGCAAGAAGGGUCGGGGUUAACUGAAGAUGCAGGGUCAAAGCCAAACAAGGGACGUCAGGGAAAGGAAACUUACCAGCUCAGCUUGCCGAUUUCAGUGAGCCAGUGUAAUGAGACUUUCAGUAUUUCCCGGGGAAAGAAGCAUCACAUGAUCCAAAACAAUGUGAAACUCUACGUGUGCAAAAUAUGUCGUAAAAUUUUCGUGAGAAGGUAUCACUUGUCUAUGCACAUGAGAAUCCACACAGGUGAAAAACCAUAUUGUUGUGAAACAUGUGGGAAACGUUUCAGUAUAAAACGCAGUUUGGCUCGCCACAUCACCGCUCACACAGGAGAGAAACCAUAUUGUUGUGAAACAUGUGGGAAAAGUUUCAGUGCUAAAAAUAGUUUGUCUUACCACAUCACCACUCACUCAGGCGAGAAACCAUAUUCAUGUGAAAUAUGCAGGAAAUGUUUUGGUCAAAGCAGUGCUCUGUAUCUCCACAAGAAAACCCACACAGGCGAGAAGCCGUAUCAUUGUGACAUCUGUGGGAAAAGUUUUCGUCAAGCUGGUCACUUGUCUCGCCACAAGAAAACUCACACUGGUGAGAAACCAUAUUCUUGUGAAACAUGUGGGAAAAGUUUCGGUCAAAGCAGUGUUCUGUGUGCGCACAAAAAAAUCCACACCGGGGAGAAACCUUAUCAUUGUGAAAUAUGUGGGAAAAACUUUAGUCAAAAAAGUCACUUGUCUCGGCACACAAAAACUCACACAGCUGAGAAGUUGUAGUCCGUUUGAAAGACUGCGUUCUUCUGUCGGUCAGUAAAAAUAAUGUUUCAGUAACAGGUGGAGUAGAGAGAGCUCAGAAGUGCCUUUACUUUGUCACAUUAUAUGUGGUUUGUCAAAUAACAUCAAUUCAAUUCAAUUUUAUUUAUAUAGCGUCAAAU